Heterostelium album PN500 is the source of this 1284-nucleotide messenger RNA. RefSeq lists its product as uncharacterized. Bases 1 to 1284 code for a protein of 427 amino acids. The transcript has 5 exons. The record is from RefSeq and is a predicted model, not a curated record. NCBI's taxonomy places the organism in Eukaryota, Evosea, Eumycetozoa, Acytosteliales, Acytosteliaceae.
AUGAGAACCUCUGAGACUUGUAAAACAAAUGAUAUGAAGAGAUCUAAGAGCACUCAUGAUUAUAAGUUCUUAAAAAAUAAACAUUUUCCUUGUAUAAAGGAAUAUGUGAUCAAUCAAUUAAUUGUACCUUACAAUGGUGGUGUACAUCCUACAUACUUCACAGAUGCUACAUGUUUGACCGCGGAUCAAAUUAUUGAUAUUUGUAAUAAUGUGUUUGUUAAUCAUGACCUCGAACAACUAGACAAUAGUCAAACAACAAUUGAAUAUAUUAUGACAUUUUUUAAAGAUAUUGCAUCAUGGAACGUCAAGCAAUAUUCAUUUAAUGGAAAUAAAGUUUACAAAUUGGUAAAAGGAGGCAAUGUUAAUGCUUAUGAUGGCAGCGCUGCUGGUGUAUGUGAUAAUACAAGUUUACAAGUAAAUCAAGCAACCUUUGAUAGGAAAUGUUAUGAUGUUGAGAUGGCGUAUCAGCAGAAUAUUAAACGACUACAAGAUCGUCUGGAGUCGGUAGUAGAUGAUAAUGGUUUAUUAAAAAAGACUGUGGGUAACCUUUUGGAUCUCCUCAGGAAUGAUAAGAAUCCCUCAGGUCGAUCUUUGGGAUACUUUAAUGCAACAAUGUUUGGUCAAAUGUUUAACAUUUCAUGUACUUUGGACUACCAGCUUAAGAGUACAGUCAGCUUUGAAGAUAUCGUGGCAAUACCUAGAGAUUUAUUUAUAGAGUUGUGUACUUCAUUUAAUAUUGGCACCAGGGCGUUCCCCGCGUAUCCUGACCUGCGUCUACCAUCAAACUUUAAAUUUUGCAAAGGUAUAACAAAUAUUAAUUAUGUAAAGUUUGGAGUAUGGGUAUUUGGAGAACAUGUGGAAACGACGCAAAGUCGUUAUCUAGAUGUAUUUGAUCUUUGUAAUUUUAAAUAUACUGCUUGCCGAAAUCAAGGAGUUGUAGAAGAGUCAAGUGGCAAUACGUGCAAUUUGUGCAAGUCAUUGUAUAACUUAUUUAGCAAUAGAGUCUCUGAUUUGCACAAAUGCACCAAACAAUCCUCAUCAACUGAUGAGUUGGUUAAAAGGUCAGAGAGGCUGGACCCAGAAUACUUUGAACAUUUUAAUGGUUUGUUUGUGAUGAACCAAGUUCGAAAUUAUUGCCAAAUAUCGAAAGGCAAAGGUAUUGGGACCCUACAGUUCGAUGAGUGUACCAAGGAUAUUGCCGAAUCACUUUAUUUUGUUAGUGGUCAAGCCGUAUUGGAUCUUGUUCGUGGAUGUAUGGCAUCGUACUCUAGCUCAUCAAACUAA